AAAAAACGAAUUACACAUUCUCAAAAAUGGAUAUGACCCUCUUAGUCCACUCCAUAAUUCAAAGAAUCGUCCUCACAUGCCUAAUCUUCUCUGAUAAGAGAGAGAGAGAGAGAGAGAGAGAGAGAGAGAGAGAGAGAGAGAACACCUUGAUCACCACUAACUCUGUAUCAUCAUCAGCUUAAUCCCCUCUUAGAACAGUCAAACUUAGACUGAUUAAGAGACUCACAUAUUCCCAAAACCUACAUCUCCCCUCCCGAAUGUUUUCCUCUCACUUUUCUUACUAUUUCCCUCUUAAACCACACUCUUUCAUUCACUACCAAUUCCUCUGCUAGCUUCUUCAACUUUUAAUUCAUUACUUGUAUUUCUGAAGUAAAUUAAUUUGUUACAUAUCGUCAUUUAGAUGUCCAUGGACUACUACAACACAAGAGAAUUACAAGGCAAACAAUCCAAUGAUCCUUAUUUCAUUGACAAAAUGAGCAAGUCCUCUUCAUCCCUGUCGUCUUCGUCCUUGUCAGCAUCAUCACCAUCACCAUCGCCAUCAUCUAGAGAUUCUAGACUCGUAGUGUGUGCUCCAGGGCCGGUCAUCGUAGGUGCAGGUCCAUCAGGGCUUGCAGCAGCCGCAUGUCUGAAGUUAAAAGGUGUACCAAGUAUGAUCCUGGAGAGAUCCAAUUGCAUAGCCUCCUUAUGGAAGCUUAAGACCUACAACCGCCUUCGCCUUCACUUGCCGAAGCAAUUUUGUGAGCUACCCUUCAUGCCUUUCCCUAAUGAUUUCCCAACUUACCCUAUAAAGCAACAAUUCAUUCAAUACCUUGAAGAUUAUGCUACCAAGUAUGACAUUAGGCCACAGUUCAAUGUGACCGUGGCCAGUGCCGAGUUUGAUCCCACGCUCGGGUUUUGGCGUGUGCGGACAACGGGAGUGAAGGGUGAUGAUGAGACGGAGUAUGUGUGCCGGUGGUUGAUUGCCGCCACCGGUGAGAAUGCAGAGGCGCUGGUGCCGAAGCUUGAGGGAAUGACUGAGUUUAAAGGCCCUAUAAGGCAUACAAGUUCGUACAAGAGUGGUGAGGAGUUUAGAGGGAAGAAAGUUUUGGUUGUUGGUUGUGGAAAUUCAGGCAUGGAGGUGUGCUUGGAUCUAUGUAAUCAUAAUGCUAGGCCUUCUCUUGUGGUCAGAGAUACGGUUCAUGUCUUACCAAGAGAGAUGCUUGGAAAGUCAACUUUUGGGCUGUCCGUGUGGUUGCUCAAGUGGUUGCCCAUUCGACUUGUAGAUCGGUUCUUGCUGGUUGUGUCUCGUCUGCUUCUCGGCAACACCUCUCAACUCGGAUUAGACCGGCCGAAAUUGGGUCCCUUGGAGCUCAAGAACUUGUCUGGAAAGACACCUGUCUUAGACGUUGGUACACUGGCAAAGAUUAAAAGUGGAGACAUACAGGUAUGUCCAGCCAUCAAGAGGUUAAAACCUCACGCUAUAGAAUUUAUUGAUGGACGAACCGAGAAAUUUGAUGCCAUUAUAUUAGCAACAGGUUACAGAAGCAAUGUGCCCAUUUGGCUAAAGGAGGGUGAUAUGUUUUCAAAAGAAGAUGGGUUACCUAGAAGGCCAUUUCCAAAUGGUUGGAAAGGUGAACGUGGGUUAUAUGCAGUGGGGUUUACCAAACGUGGACUACUUGGUACCUCAAUGGAUGCCAAAAGAAUUGCUGAAGAUAUUGAACGGUGUUGGAAAGCUGAGGCAAAGCAUUGUACUCCCUUUAACGCCUAACUUUUCCCAUCAUCAUCAUCAUCAUCAUCAUCACACUGUGACGAUUUUGAUUUGAUGAGCUAAUAACAUCGAGAAUGCAGCUGGGAGACAAAGCAAGAGAGAGAGAGAGAGAGAUUUCGGUUGGCCAGGAAACAUUUUACCCAAGGAUCACCUCUUGGACUGUUUUUGGUGGUUGGUGCCAUGUGCAAAAAAAGAAAGUAGUGAUUUCUGCUCACUCCCUCUUAAUUCCAGUCCUUGAUUUUGUUUGCUUUGUUCAAUCCAAUGACUAAAAAUAAGAGAAGUAUGCAUGAAGUGAAAACGGUGCGCAGAAAUCAUUUCCGUAAAAAAAAAAUGUUAGUACCAAGAAAAGGUUGAAAGGGAGAGAAUUAGGUCCAUGAUUCCUUUAUUUUUGAAAUUGAAAAGAAGCUAGCUGCAGAGCAUUGGGAAAGAGGAAUUCUGAGAGAGAAAGAAGCAUGGUGUGUGGUAUUGAUUUUGCAAGGUGGACCUCAUCAGCUUCUAGCAUGUACACUUCUACAUUAUCAUUGUUAUUGAUCUCUAAUUAGGUAUGACUUUUUAUAGAGGCAGAGAGAUCAGUGAUACAGAUUAAGGGGUAGGAUUUGGUAUUAAUUUUCAUCAAUGUAUGCAUAUGAUUGUGGUUUUUUUGCCUGUAUUUCCAAUGGGGUUGGGAUGAGAGAAUUGAGAGAGUAGUAUUAAUAUUGAUGUAGCUAGGGUUUUGUGUGUGUGGUUAUUCUUUCUCUUUACCUAGCUAGGGUUUUGUAUUUCUUUCUUCUUUUUGGAUUUAUUUUGGAGGGGUGUAGUGUCUUCAGACAAUUUCAAUGGAAAAUUUGACU
Molecule: messenger RNA, 2577 nt
Organism: Malus domestica (apple)
Lineage: Eukaryota; Viridiplantae; Streptophyta; Magnoliopsida; Rosales; Rosaceae
Product: indole-3-pyruvate monooxygenase YUCCA6-like
Biological process (GO): auxin biosynthetic process
Molecular function (GO): NADP binding; flavin adenine dinucleotide binding; N,N-dimethylaniline monooxygenase activity
Source: RefSeq, a predicted model, not a curated record